AUGUCGAAAGGAAUUAACGUUCGAGAUGCAUUAUCAAGAUGGGAAGAGCGAACUGGUAAGAAAGCUGCGGACGAAAAAAAGAUCAAAAUAUGCGGGAUGUUACCUUUGAUAGAAAAAAUGGAUGCUUCCUUAUCUAUGUUGGUCAAUUGUGAACAAUUAUCCCUCUCUUCUAAUUCUAUUGAAAAAAUUGCUAAUUUGAAUGGAUUAAAGAAUUUAAAGGUUCUAUCUUUGGGUCGUAAUAAUAUCAAGAGCUUGAAUGGAGUGGAAGUAUUAGGCGAUACUUUGGAGCAACUCUGGAUUUCUUAUAACAACAUUGAAAAGUUGAAAGGUGUCGAUCAUCUUAAAAAGUUGAAAGUUUUAUACAUGUCCAAUAAUAGGGUUAAAGAUUGGGCCGAAUUUCAAAAAUUAGCUGAGGUAGCGCAGUUGGAAGACCUACUACUUGUUAACAAUCCAAUAGAAGAAAAGCACUCCAAUGAUGGAGACUGGAGAGAUCAAGUUAGCAGGCGCUUACCAAAGCUUAAAAAACUAGACGGUGUCCCAAUAGUUAAGCAAGAAGAAGACGAUGAAGAAAAUGCUGAAGAUUAA
Messenger RNA from Trichoplax adhaerens, 585 nucleotides. RefSeq lists its product as uncharacterized. The record is from RefSeq and is a predicted model, not a curated record. Gene Ontology annotation, molecular function: protein kinase binding. Gene Ontology annotation, cellular component: cytoplasm. Lineage: Eukaryota; Metazoa; Placozoa; Uniplacotomia; Trichoplacea; Trichoplacidae. The coding region runs from base 1 to 585 and encodes 194 amino acids. The transcript has 2 exons.